ACCCCUUUAAUCUUUUCUUUUUCCCAUUCUUGUAGAUCUAAAAAACACCAUUUCUUUUUGUCUGUAAACCCUAUAUAAAUCUCAUUUCUUCUUCUUCUUCUUCACCCUUCUCAGAUCUGUUCUACUUCAAUUGAAUAGACCACCUUUCCUUUUCUCUUCUCGUCAUCGCUUUCUCAAAACCAGUUAAACUUGGGGAAAGUAUACUUCGACUUGACGGGUUUCCUUUUCGUUUCGAUUUCCUUCAAAUCUUAGGGUUUGGUAUAAAACCAGAUCUUGGUUUGUUCAUCUCGAUCGUAUUUUGAGCUCUAGUAGUGUUAAUAAUGGCGACUCCUUAUCCUGGAGCGAUGCAGGUGGGUUCGUACUUUGUGGGUCAAUACUAUCAAGUGUUGCAGCAGCAGCCAGAUCUUAUUCAUCAGUUUUAUUCCGAUAACAGUAAAGCGAUUCGUGUUGAUGGUGACUCGACUGAGACUGCGAACACUUUGCUGCAUAUUCACAACAUGGUCAUGUCACUGAAUUUCACCGCGAUAGAAGUGAAGACGAUCAAUUCAAUUGAAUCGUGGGAAGGUGGUAUUCUUGUGGGGGUUACAGGCUCUGUGAAAACCAGAGAAUUCAGCAACAGAAGGAGUUUCACGCAGACUUUCUUCCUUGCUCCUCAGGAGAAAGGUUAUUUUGUUCUCAGUGAUAUGUUCCACUUCGUUGAUGAAGGAACUGCCUUCUAUCAUCAACCUUCUUAUUUACCCGAAACCAAGCACGAGGCUCAGCUUAAUCCUCCUAGCCCUCAUCCAGAACCACAAGUUCCUGACUAUGUUCUGGAGCAAGAGGCAAGAGAUUACGUGAAUGCAGUCCAAAUCAAAGAUGAUCUUGUCGAUAAGUACAGUCUGCAAGAGGACCAGCAUCAACCUCAACAUGAAGAUUAUGAGGAUGAAGUUGCCGUUGAGGAAACACCUAGGGAGGAAGUUGUGGUUGACGCGGUACAUGAACCUUGGGCUGCCCCAGCUGAGGAACCCGUUGGUGAAAAAUCAAAGAUGAGUUAUGCUUCCAUUUUACGGGUUGUAAAGGAAGCAGCUUCUGUGCCUGUAGCUGCUACACAACCAACGCAUAACAAGAACUCCCAAGAUGUUAAUGAGUGGGAUCAACCACUGCGGACUCCUUCCCCUCAAGUGGCUGCGCCUCUUGCCCCUGCUCAGCAAUCAAACGCUUCUUCUCCAUAUGUUACUGACUAUGGAGCAGAGGCAGAAGAUGGCUUCGGAUUUGAAGACUUUGAGAUCAAAUCAGUGUACGUUAGGAAUUUGCCAUCCAACAUAUCUGCUUCUGAAAUCGAGGAAGAGUUUAAAAACUUUGGUACUAUCAAGCCUGAUGGUGUUUUCCUCAGAACCCGCAAGGAUGUUAUUGGCGUUUGCUAUGCUUUUGUUGAGUAUGAAGACAUGACUUCCGUCGAAAAUGCUAUUAAGGCUUCUCCUAUAUACUUGGGUGGAAGGCAAGUAUACAUUGAGGAACGAAGACCCAAUCCCGCUGGUGUUCGUGGAGCAAGACGAGGAGGACGUGGAAGGGGUGGUUACCCAACAGAAGCACAAAGAGGAGGCCGGUUUGGUUCUCGUGGUGUGUCCGGGAGAGGAAACCAGGAGGGAGGUGACUACAGGCCAAGAGGCAAUGGUUACUACCGUGGUGGCCGCUAAGGAACAAAAGAAAAGCAGCUUGUAAGUUUUAGGGCAACCAAGAAUGAAUGAUUCAGAGGUUCUUCUUGUUCCUUUUAUCGGCCAAAGAUGUAGUUUGUAAUAUUUUUUUUUUUUGUUUUUGUUGGGUUUGGUUUUUGCCUUCAAAGAUUUUGGUUUAUAUAUGUUUUUAGAGUUAGGGCUUUGACUCUCUUACCACCUCUCCUUUGAGUAUGGUUUUAGCUAUGUAACAUUUCAAUUUUUGUUUUUUCCUUUCAUCAUUGGUUUGAUUU
Messenger RNA from Eutrema salsugineum, 1945 nucleotides. Its product is annotated as putative G3BP-like protein. Gene Ontology annotation, cellular component: cytosol; ribonucleoprotein complex. Gene Ontology annotation, molecular function: mRNA binding. The record is from RefSeq and is a predicted model, not a curated record. The coding region runs from base 321 to 1676 and encodes 451 amino acids. The transcript has 9 exons. Lineage: Eukaryota; Viridiplantae; Streptophyta; Magnoliopsida; Brassicales; Brassicaceae.